AUGAGUUGGAACGUCCGGGGCCUGAAUAAUCCAGCCCGGCGCUCUGUAGUACAGGACACGGCAAACACGCACCGCCUCGCCAUUCUCUGCAUCCAGGAGACCAAGCUUGAGGAGUGGAUGGCAGCGAUCGCUAGGGAAGUAGGUGGCCAAAGGCUUGACGACUGCAUUGUCCUGCCAGCUAAUGGCACAAGAGGAGGCGCUGCUAUUUUCUGGGAUUCGACCUCGGUCAGAAUCCAAUCCCAUGCGAUCGGCGAGUUCUCCAUCACGGCCAAGGUCACAGUUCUCUCCUCGGGAGCUAGUUUUUGGCUGACGACGGUCUACGGCCCAUCUGAGAGCGCGCGAAAGGACAUCUUUCUGGCUGAGCUAGUGAGAGGCGCCCCUCCCCGAGGAGAGCCCUGGCUCCUAAAUGGUGAUUUUAACAUCAUCUACGAGGCCCGCAACAAAAACAAUAGCAACAUAAAUAGGAGGAUCAUGCGUAAGUUUAGGGCGGCAAUCGACGCCGGUGGCCUGCGUGAGAUCAAAUGUAAAAAUAGGCGUUUCACUUGGAGCAGCGAGCGUCAAGAUCCAACUCUUGCGAGCAUAGACAAGUUUUUCAGCACAAUUGAGUGGGAGGUCAUGUUCCCUGAUUUCAUGCUACACGCGGCGUCCACCUCAUGCUCGGAUCACUGUCCGCUGCUCCUAGCUGCUGUUGCUGCCCCUAGGUUGGCGCCCCGGUUUCGUUUUGAAUCGUUCUGGCCAAGGUUCGCGCGCUUCCACGAGACGGUACAGCGAGCAUGGCAGCGACCAGCCCCAGCGGCCUGCGCGUUCGAUCGCCUGAACAUCAAAAUGCACCGGGUAGCUAGGGACCUCAAAAUUUGGAGUAGAUCGUUGUUUAGCGAUGCUAAAAUGCAGCUGCAGCUGGCCACGCUGGUAGUACUACGACUAGAUAUAGCGCAGGAACGCCGGCCGCUCACGCAGGGGACUAGACAGGGCCGAGCAAACACUAUUGACUGGAGCUACAUCGACAUGCCAAGGGUGCAAGGUGGUGGCCUAGACAAUCCGUUCACUGAGCAGGAAGUGUGGCAGGCGAUCAAGCAAUCAUCGGCGGAGAAAUCACCUGGCCCGGAUGGCUUCUCCGGGGUUUUCUUCAGAAGCUGCUGGCCAACCAUAAAAAGGGAUGUCAUGGAGGUUUUCCAUCAGUUCUACCACCUAGCCGGGGAAAAUUUCCAAAUGCUCAACAUAGUUGCUGUAGUUCUUCUUCCUAAGAAAGAUGGUGCCGCUGCAAUCAACGACUACAGACCGAUUAGCUUAAUACACUCUGUUGCAAAACUGAUCUCCAAAGUGCUCUCGCUCCGCCUUGCAACGUCCCUCCACUCUAAGAAGACUCCGGCCCUGCCACUCAAAUUAGACAACUCCAAGGCUUUCGAUAAUGUCUCUUGGGGUUAUCUGCUCGAGCUGCUCCAACAGUUAGGCUUUAGCGCGCGGUGGCGCAACUGGAUUGCCCUCCUCCUCUCCACCUCCUCAUCGACCUUCCUGCUCAAUGGCGUCGCCGGGCCGAAGAUAGUGCACCGAAAGGGGCUGCGGUAG
Messenger RNA from Aegilops tauschii subsp. strangulata, 1566 nucleotides. RefSeq lists its product as uncharacterized. The record is from RefSeq and is a predicted model, not a curated record. Gene Ontology annotation, molecular function: catalytic activity. Lineage: Eukaryota; Viridiplantae; Streptophyta; Magnoliopsida; Poales; Poaceae.